AUGGCAGGCAUACUCCUCUUCCUCCCCUUUGCGGUAACUGUAGUAGCAGGAGCAAUCUUUCGAAGAGAUUAUCCCAGUAAUGAGCCUCUCACAGCCUGUCCUGGAUACAAAGCUUCCAAUGUUCAGAUCAGCUCGUCGGGACUCACUGCUGAGCUGACAUUGGCUGGGCCAGCAUGUGAUGCGUACGGGACUGAUUUAACGGAUCUGACUCUGGAGGUCUCAUACGAUACUGAAACUCGCUUGCAUGUCAAGAUUCAAGAUGUCUCAAACAACGUAUACCAAAUUCCCCAAAGUGUGUUCCCACGGCCACAGGUGGGAGGUUCCACAGCAGCCCAAUCAGCCCUGGCCUUCAACUAUACCGAAGAGCCUUUCUCAUUCUCUAUAUCACGGUCCCAGAGUGGCGAGGUUCUCUUUGAUACCUCCGCUGCCAACAUGAUCUUUGAGUCCCAGUAUCUGCGCCUGCGAACCAAGCUCCCUGACAAUCCAUUCCUAUAUGGGUUGGGCGAGCAUUCAGACCCGUUCCGGUUGAACACGACUGACUAUAUUCGAACUUUAUGGUCUCAGGAUUCUUAUUCCGUUCCUGAAGGUUCCAAUCUGUACGGUAACCAUCCGGUUUACUUCGAGCAGCGCGAAAGUGGUAGCCACGGGGUCUUCUUCUUGAACUCCAACGGAAUGGAUGUUCUCAUCAAUAACACCGUGGACGAAGGCCAGUAUCUCGAGUACAACACUCUCGGCGGCGUACUUGACUUCUACUUCAUAGCUGGUCCAUCACCGGUGGAGGCCGCACGACAGUACUCGGAAAUUGUAGGUCUACCAGCGUUGCAGCCUUAUUGGGGGUUAGGCUUCCAUAAUUGCCGAUACGGUUACCGCGAUGCUUUCGACGUGGCAGAAGCCGUCUACAACUAUAGCCAAGCCGGUUUGCCUUUAGAAACCAUGUGGACAGAUAUCGACUACAUGUACCGCCGCAGGGUCUUCUCAUUGGACCCCGAUCGGUUUCCUCUUGAGAAGAUGCGACAACUCGUUGAUCAUCUACAUGCCAACGACCAGCACUACAUCAUAAUGGUUGACCCUGCAGUGGCCUAUCAAGAUUUCCCUGGUACUCUUCAGCGCGGCAUCGAGGAUAACGUUUACAUGCUACGUGGAAAUGGUUCUGUAUGGAAAGGGGUGGUAUGGCCUGGGGUUACUGUUUUCCCAGAUUGGUUUGCAGAAAACAUCACAUCUUUCUGGAAUGGGGAGUUCGCCUCCUUUUUCUCUCCGGAGGAAGGCGUUGAUAUCGACGCUCUUUGGAUUGACAUGAACGAACCCAGACGCCUCGGCUAUCGGCUAUCCUCCCGAGCCACCCCCAAAGUUCUGUCUCGCGACACUCAGGCACUAGACACACGUAAUGGUUUUUCUGGAUCAGACGCUGACAUUCGAAUCUCAAAGCGUCAAGAAGGCCAACAGCAAGGUCUCCCUGACCGAGACUUGCUCUAUCCCAAAUACGCAAUUCACAAUAAAGCAGCCUACCAAGAUGACUGGAACGCCGACAAGGGUGGUAUUUCCAAUAAGACUGUCAACACAGAUUUGAUCCACCAGAACGGGUUGGCUAUGUAUGAUACGCAUAACCUAUACGGAUCAAUGAUGAGUGUCGCUUCUCGAGAUGCCAUGCUUGCAAGGAAACCAACGCUGCGACCACUCAUCAUUACACGAUCGACUUUUGCCGGCGCGGGUACAACGGUCGGACAUUGGCUAGGUGACAAUUUAUCGACGUGGUGGCACUACCGUUUGGCGAUAAGAAGUAUGGUCUCAUUCGCCGCGCUAUACCAAGUCCCAAUGGUCGGGGCUGACGUAUGUGGAUUCGGGUCGAAUACUACAGAACAGUUGUGCGCGAGAUGGGCUGCCCUUGGAGCCUUCGCCCCAUUCUAUCGCAACCAUAACGAGCUGAGCAGCAUCCCGCAAGAGUUCUACCGAUGGGACUCAGUCGCGGCUGUUGCUAGGAAGUUUAUUGGCAUUCGCUAUCAACUUCUGGACUACAUGUACACUGCACUAUAUAGACAGACGGUGGACGGUACACCGAGUGUCAACCCCUUGUUCUUCAUCUAUCCUGAAGAUCAAACAACUUGGGAUCUGGAGCUGGAGUACUUUCUCGGUCCUGGUCUCUUGGUAGCUCCAGUCACCGAGGAAAACGCCACCAGCGUUGAUGUCUACCUGCCUAAGGACAUAUUUUACGAUUUCUAUACACACGAGAAAGUUCAAGGAAACGGCGCGUCCAUUACCCGCGACAACCAAACUUGGCUCGAUCUUCCUCUGUACUACCGCGGAGGCGUCAUUGUACCUCUUCGCGUCAACUCAACUAUGACUACAACUGAGCUUCGAAAACAAGACUUUGAGAUUAUCGUGCCCGUAGGGGCUGACGGCACUGCUCAAGGCGAACUUUACCUCGAUGAUGGGGUCAGCCUCGUGCAAGAUUGUGUCAGCUCAAUUACUUUCAAGUUCGAUGGGACUGUUCUGACGGCGGAUGGCGAGUUCGGCUACGAAACUACUGUGAAGGUAUCUAAGGUCACCGUCUUGGGGCUAUCUGGCAGCACUGUCACUAUCACAGUUGACAAGCUAUUGACUGAGGCCUUCAGUGUCGAAAUUUCUCAAUAG
Molecule: messenger RNA, 2628 nt
Organism: Neoarthrinium moseri
Lineage: Eukaryota; Fungi; Ascomycota; Sordariomycetes; Amphisphaeriales; Apiosporaceae
Exons: 10
Coding region: 1-2628 (875 amino acids)
Biological process (GO): carbohydrate metabolic process
Molecular function (GO): hydrolase activity, hydrolyzing O-glycosyl compounds; carbohydrate binding
Source: RefSeq, a predicted model, not a curated record